Trichoplusia ni (cabbage looper) is the source of this 1902-nucleotide messenger RNA. RefSeq lists its product as uncharacterized. The record is from RefSeq and is a predicted model, not a curated record. NCBI's taxonomy places the organism in Eukaryota, Metazoa, Arthropoda, Insecta, Lepidoptera, Noctuidae. The transcript is spliced from 14 exons. The coding region runs from base 32 to 1843 and encodes 603 amino acids.
CAGUACCGCUCCACUGGAACAGUUGACAAUCAUGUUGCAGAAAAUCACCCUCGCGUGUCUCCUCGUAGCUUCGGUCUACGGAGCCGGACUAUGGAACCCCGACUUAAGAACGACAUUCGGGCUGAACCCCUUGGGCAUUGGUUCUAGUCAAUUCAUUCCCAAGGCAAAGAGCAUUGAUGAAGCCAUCAGCAUGAACUGGGUGAAGAGAGACCGCCCCGCAGGACCUGCAGGACUCGAGUCUCUAGAGCUGUGGUGUCCUGCUGACGAUUGCAGCUUCUGUUCCCUGUUCGAUGACACCGGUUACAUCGCUGGUGUCCAGAUCGGUGUCUCCAAGAGUAGGAUGAGUGACUGGGUCUUCGACCCGGCUGUCACAGGGUUCACUUCUUGGACCACAACCAUUAAGGGACAAACUGCAGAAUUCUACACCAUCCAGCUUUACUUCAUCUCUGCUGAAAUUCUCGCGACAAAGAAGGAGGACCGUUUGGCCAGCCGCAAUAAGGAUCUGUUGAUCCAGCACGGCUACGUAUGGAUGACCGCCUUCAACGGCGAGCUUUACGCUCUCUCCACCGACACCUCUCUCUUGGGCACUUCACAGAGUGAAUUCACCACACAAGCCUGUGUACUUUGGAUGGGUCAACAUUAUUACCACAAGAUGUCGAAGACCACGCCGUGCGCCGGAGACACCCUUUUCCCGUGGUUCGCUCUCAUGGACUCCGACCAGCUGAUCGGUUUGGGUUUCAUGACCUUCGGAAAAUACACCGUAGACAGCAACGUCCAGGACUUGUUUGAACAUCCCGACGAAUCUGCUGUCAAGAUGAUUGUCAGCGACGGCCCUCAGUGCCUGUAUGACCUGACCAGAACCCGCGGAGUCCUGACCAUGCACGUCUACUUCAUCGACACUCCCCAACUAGUCGGAUGCCCAAUCUUUGCAUACUGCCGACACCUCUUCACAACCAUGUUGCAGAAAUCCGUGCUUCUGUGCCUUCUGGCGGCUUGCGCUCAUGGACUAUGGGAGCCCAACUUAAAAGCGAGGUUCGGCCCAUCACUAUUCGGGGAUGUUUUUGUUAAGAUGGCAAGGAACAUUGAUGAAGCUAUUGAAAUGAAAUGGGUGAAGAGAGACCGCCCAGCAGGACCUGCGGGUCUUGAGUCCCUUGAGCUCUGGUGUCCAGCUGACGACUGCAGCUUCUGUACCUUACUCGAUGACACCGGUUACCCCGCUGGUGUCCAAGUUGGUGUGGCCAAGAGCAGGGUUAAGGAAAUGAAAUACGACGCGAGUGUCACAGGGUUCACCAGUUGGACCACUACUAUUAACGGAGCUCCUGCCGAGUUCUACACCAUCGCGCUGUACUUCGUUUCUGCCGAGAUUUUGAAAAAAAGCAAGGAGAGUCGUAUUGCUGACCGCAAGGAAGGUCAAAUGCUCCAUUACGGCAACAUUUGGAUGACUGGAUAUAACGGCAAGCUGUACGCUCUGCCCUUGGACACCAGCCUUCUGGGUACCAGCCAGAGCGACUUCACCAAGCAAUCUUGCGUACCAUGGAUGGGUCAACACUACUACUACAAGAUGACUAAGGAGACCACGUGCUCUGCUGAAACUCUGUUCCCGUGGUUCCCUCUUGUCGAUUCAAACCAAAUCAUCGGUUUAGGUUUCAUGAGCUUCAUCAAAUACGAAGUAGAUGAAAAUGUCAAGGACUUAUUUGAACAUCCCGAUGAAGCCGCUGUCAAGCUGAUCGUGAGCAAUGGUCCUGAGUGUUUGUAUGAACUGGCGCGAAACUAUGGAGUUCUCACCAUGCAUGUGUACCUCAUUGAAUCCCCAAGAAAAAUAGGAUGCUCACUCUUUGGUUAAAUAUAAAUAAAUAUGAUAUUACGAUUUAUGACGUUAUUCAAUAAAUGGUCUUGUUGAUA